AUGCUUGGGUAUCUGCUGAUAACCAAAGGACAGCUCGGAUUCGAUCCAACGAUUAUUACCAACGCCAAUGGCUUGCGGUACUUUAAAAUCAAACGGGAUAGUGGGGAGGAGCGUCUCAUUAUUGAUGAGGUGAUAAAGCGCGCACACUGCGUCGCCGGACGAGCCACAACUUGCUGGAAGCAGUAUCCCAAGCGCGAUAAGGAAGGGGAGCUGCUGCGUGAGGCCAUGGAGAAGGAGGUAGUUAACGUCGCGAGGUAUUACUACCAUGCGACGGUCCAGGUAGAGGGCCAAGAUUAUGAUAUCCGUGACAGAGACUACGGCCAGCCAAUCUACAAGGCGAGCUCGAGGGUUGCCUUGCUGGCCGCGCUAGAAGGGUGCAUCGAAGGAUACGAGUCCCUUUAUCAGCAGGCCGGCAUGCUUCAGAGAGACAUUUCCCCCAAUAACCUCAUAAUCAACGAGGAUAAGGAUAGCGCGUCCUAG
This is a messenger RNA of Arthroderma uncinatum, 480 nucleotides long. RefSeq lists its product as uncharacterized. The coding region runs from base 1 to 480 and encodes 159 amino acids. The transcript is spliced from 3 exons. Lineage: Eukaryota; Fungi; Ascomycota; Eurotiomycetes; Onygenales; Arthrodermataceae. The record is from RefSeq and is a predicted model, not a curated record.